GACACAAUGGCAGGGCACAAUCUCACAACUGUGGGGUACUUCAUUCUCCUGGGAUUUUCUGAUCUCCCUAAACUCCAAGGGAUUCUCUUUGCAAUUUUCUUAAGCAUCUAUAUAAGUAUACUGAUAGGAAAUGGUCUCCUCAUUUUUUUAACCAAGAUUGACUCAGGUCUCCAAACACCAAUGUAUUUUUUCCUUGGAAACUUUUCCUUUCUGGAGAUCUGUUACACAUCAGUCACUCUGCCCAGAAUGCUGGCAGAUCUCUGGACCCAGAAGAGAACUAUUUCAUUCUUUGCCUGUGCUGUACAAACUUGCUUCUUUUUUAUUCUGGGGGUGGCAGAAUGUUUGCUCUUGGCAGUGAUGGCUUAUGAUCGUUAUGUGGCCAUCUGUAAGCCUCUCUACUAUCCUCUCAUCAUGAAUCACAAAGUAUGUGUCCAAUUGGUUGUGGCUUCUUGGAUGCUUGGGGUCCCAGUAUUGAUAGAGCAGACAUACCAGAUUUUUUCUCUGAAUUUCUGCGGUCCUAAUAAAAUCAAUCACAUUUUCUGUGAUGCCCCACCUUUAUUCAAAUUAGCCUGUGGGGACACAUAUAAGAUAGAGGUCUCUGUCCAUGUUGUCGCUCAGCUAUUUAUUUUAACUCCCUUUCUAUUGAUACUUGCAUCCUAUGUAAAAAUUAUAACUACUAUCUUGAAAUUGCCAUCAACUGCAGGAAGAUCCAAAGCCUUCUCCACCUGCUUCUCCCACCUCAUGGUUGUAGGCUUAUUCUAUGGAUCCGGAAGUAUUGUGUAUUUCCAGCCAAAAUCCAGUCACUCAGAAGGAUCUGUCAAAAUAUUUGCUCUUUUCUAUACCACUGUAACCCCAAUGUUUAACCCCCUGAUAUACAGUCUAAGAAAUAAAGAUGUUAUUGCUGCACUGAGAAAACUGCUUCAUAAGUGA
Molecule: messenger RNA, 930 nt
Organism: Antechinus flavipes (yellow-footed antechinus)
Lineage: Eukaryota; Metazoa; Chordata; Mammalia; Dasyuromorphia; Dasyuridae
Product: olfactory receptor 10AG1-like
Exons: 1
Coding region: 7-930 (307 amino acids)
Biological process (GO): G protein-coupled receptor signaling pathway
Cellular component (GO): membrane
Molecular function (GO): olfactory receptor activity; G protein-coupled receptor activity
Source: RefSeq, a predicted model, not a curated record